UUGGAUCUCAGAAGAGUCCCCGAUCUUCAGUCGGUUUGUUGUUGGUCCAUUUUCCGUUUCUCGCUGUUUGCUCUACAUACAGUCUAUGGCUCUGUCACAUUUAAAGGGCGGCGUCCUCUCCGAUGACCCACACGGUGCCGCGUCAGAACAGACACGCCCCAUGACGUGGAGCGGAACCAGAAGUUUGCGCACUGUAACUCGAGCCGGGCUCUGCCCGAACCCGUCAACAAAUUAAGAUCCCGAACGUCCCCGACCCACGGAGCGGUUCCUCCUCCCCACUCAACUCCGGGCGAGAUGGAGCCUUCAUCAGGCGGGGGCGGGACCACCUUUCAGCCUCUGGUGGUGCUGGAGCUGGCCUCCACCACGCCGGAGGAGGCCGUCGGCUGGCUGCUGAGCAGGAUACGGGAGCGCCAGCAGAACGGAGGUGCUGAGUUGCUGGUGGAGCAGUUGAGUCUGGGAGCAGCGGAAGGUGGAGAAAAGAACAACCAGAACCUGUUUGUGGUGGGGGCGUCCUGGCAGAGGCUGCUUCAUGGUGCGGAAGAGUCUGGCCUCUUUAAGGAGUACAGUGACGGCUCCAUGAGGGGGUUCACCUGUGCCAACAAGCACAAGUUCAAGGGCUUCACAGGUUCUGGAGAUGGCUUCCUCAGCAUGGCCGAGUGUCAGUACAUCAUCAAACACCAGCUGGAAGCUCUGCGAGCCAAAGAGGAAACUCAUGUUCCGGGGUUCAGCCAAGCCAAGCUAUACCCGGGCAAAUCCAUCAUUCGCAGACUGCAGUCCAAAGGAAUCCUGGUGCAGAUGUUUCCCCUUCAUGACAAAGAAGAGCUAAAGAGACUUUCCUUCUCCUGGUAUCAAAGGGUCCGACUGUCCCUCCAGCCUCUGGAUGCUAUCAGGGAUUACUUCGGGGAGGGGCAGGCGCUGUACUUUGGUUUUCUGGAGUACUUCACCAUCGCGCUGCUCCCCAUGGCCGUCCUGGGCGUGCCGUACUACCUGUUUGACUGGGAGGACUACGACAAAUAUGUCUUGCUUGCUGUUUUCAACCUGGUGUGGUGCACAGUUCUGCUGGAGGUUUGGAAGAGGUACAGCGCCGCCUUAGCCUACCACUGGGGCACCCUGAGCAGGAAGAAAGCCUUUGAAGAACCGCGGCCCGGCUUUCACGGCGUCCUGGGGUUGAACCCCGUCACGGGCCGCGAGGAGCCCGUCUUUCCCAGCGUCAGCCGCCAGCUGCGGAUCUACCUGGUGUCUCUGCCCUUCGUGCUGCUCUGCCUCUACCUGUCUCUGUACGUCAUGAUGAUCUACUUCCAGCUGGAGGGGUGGGUGCUCUCAGUCCACGACGAGGGGCCCACCCUGUGGACGGAGGUGCUCACGUACAUCCCCAGUGUCGUGUACGCGGUGGUGAUCGAGGCCAUGAACCUGGCGUACAGAUAUGCUGCUGAGUUCCUCACUGAGUGGGAAAACCACAGACGGGAAUCUUCAUACCAGAAUCAUUUGGUCCUUAAAGUAUUGGUUUUUAACUUCUUCAACUGUUUCGCCUCACUGUUCUACAUCGCCUUUGUCAUGCAGGACAUGCUGCUGCUCAGACAGAGUCUGGCCACCUUGCUAAUCACCAGUCAGAUUCUCAACCAGCUCAUGGAGGCCUUCUUGCCUUAUUGGCUUCAGAGACGACGCAACAAAAAAAUGAUUCGCAAAGUUCUAAAGCGAAGAGCCAUCGAGGAGAAAGAGCUUCCACUAGCAGAGCAGGUCCGACUGGAGGCUGAUAUGAGCACAUACUUGGGGACAUUUGAUGACUAUUUGGAGCUUUUCCUCUUGUUUGGAUACGUCAGCCUGUUCUCCUGCAUAUUCCCUCUGGCUGCUGUGCUGGUGGUGCUGAACAACAUCACCGAGGUCUAUUCUGACGCCUUCAAGAUGUGUAAACUGUUCAAACGGCCUUUCGCCGACCCCGCUGGAAACAUAGGAGUCUGGCAGCUCGCCUUUGAGACCAUCAGUGUGAUUGCUGUUGUCACCAACUGUGCACUGAUCGGAAUGUCCCCACAAGUCAAAGUGUACUUCCCUGAGUCAGCCACGCAGCUCAUACUGUGGACCGUGACUGCUGAGCAUCUUCUGCUGGGGUUCAAAUUCAUCCUGGCCUUCCUCAUCCCUGAUGUCCCCAAACACAUUCGGGUCAAACUGGCCCGCAUAGAGUUUGAGUCUCUGGAGGCUCUCAAGAAAAAGAAAAUCCUGGAGGCCUCUAAGCCUGAUGCUGAGUAAAGAGCGGUGGGGGGGGCUCUCGUCUAGGUUGAGGAAUCACACCAACUGAAAGGCGUCGGCUCUGACUGAGCUCCACCCAUCCAGGAGUUUGGGACAAAUGUUCUCGCUAUGUUUCAUGAAGAGGAUGGAGGGGUUUAUUUGCUGUUACUUUACUGCAUGGCUGCUGCUGGUGGAGGGGAGGGGCACAGUAACUAAAUGAAAUCCAUUUCUGGUUGAAGUUGACUGUAAAGUGGGGGAGGUGAGGCCCGUGUUUCACCACGAUGGACCGGGAACCUGCUGGACUGAUGAGUCAGCAGAAGCAAGCCGCCAUCGAGCAGAGAAGCCUUAUACUCUGAACACUCCUGCACCACUGAAGCUCCUGCAACUCUCUGAAGGUUCUCCAGACCUCACCUGUGAGGGGGGUCAUUCUACAGUAUGAGCGUAGUAUCAAUAAAGCUGAAGUCUUCUUCAGGA
This is a messenger RNA of Oryzias melastigma (Indian medaka), 2697 nucleotides long. It is a transcript of the gene ano10a, whose product is annotated as anoctamin 10a. The record is from RefSeq and is a predicted model, not a curated record. Gene Ontology annotation, cellular component: plasma membrane. The coding region runs from base 295 to 2244 and encodes 649 amino acids. Gene Ontology annotation, molecular function: chloride channel activity. Gene Ontology annotation, biological process: chloride transmembrane transport. Lineage: Eukaryota; Metazoa; Chordata; Actinopteri; Beloniformes; Adrianichthyidae. The transcript has 14 exons.